Messenger RNA from Anarrhichthys ocellatus (wolf-eel), 663 nucleotides. RefSeq names its product alpha-2-macroglobulin-like. The record is from RefSeq and is a predicted model, not a curated record. The transcript is spliced from 5 exons. The annotation marks the transcript as partial. Lineage: Eukaryota; Metazoa; Chordata; Actinopteri; Perciformes; Anarhichadidae. Gene Ontology annotation, molecular function: endopeptidase inhibitor activity.
GUCCUCAUCAAGGAGCCGGGGAAAAGUCUGGACGCAGACAAGAUAUUCAACCUGUUGCCCGUCUCAAAAGUCUCCAAUAUUCCAUAUCUGGUUGAAGAUUCCAUCAAAUGUUUGCCCGUGAGACCGAGAAGAUCCGUCUUGCCGAGAAGAUCCGUCUUGCCGUUCCUCGAUGUGCAGACAGAGGACGCUCAUACGACUUUCGCGAAUGUGGGGAUGAAGAUGGCAACAAACUUGCUAAUCCGAGUGCCUUCGUGCCUCAAGUACAAAGGAAGAGAAUUCCACCAAGGCCAUCACUAUGGUAUUAGUUACAGGUAUCACGCUGUUCCCAGCGUAGCCAGAAUGGAAACACAAACUGGUGCUGCAGGUCGCUUAGGUUCCCCACCUGAUAAUUCACCAAUAGAGACGGUCCGCACUUUCUUCCCUGAGACCUGGAUAUGGGACCUGGUGGAAGUGGGAGGCUCUGGAAUGAAGGACGUGUCCCUCACCGUCCCAGACACCAUCACCACCUGGGAGACGGAGGCCUUCUGUCUGUCCCCUCAGGGUUUCGGCUUGGCCCCCCGUAAAGAGAUCACCGUCUUCCAGCCCUUCUUCCUGGAGCUCAGCCUGCCCUACUCCAUCAUCCGGGGGGAGCACUUUGAACUGAAGGCGACCAUCUUCAACUAC